Molecule: messenger RNA, 2088 nt
Organism: Cygnus olor (mute swan)
Lineage: Eukaryota; Metazoa; Chordata; Aves; Anseriformes; Anatidae
Gene: ARX
Product: aristaless related homeobox
Exons: 5
Coding region: 53-1612 (519 amino acids)
Biological process (GO): regulation of transcription by RNA polymerase II
Molecular function (GO): DNA-binding transcription factor activity, RNA polymerase II-specific; RNA polymerase II transcription regulatory region sequence-specific DNA binding
Source: RefSeq, a predicted model, not a curated record
CGGCGGCAGCGGGCAGCGCCGCGGGGGCGUCGGCGGCGGCGGCGCCAUCGCCAUGAGCGGCCCCUACCCGGAGGAGGGCUGCGGCGAGCGCCCCGACGGCGCCAAGAGCAAGUCGCCCACGCUGCUGUCGUCCUACUGCAUCGACAGCAUCCUGGGCCGCCGCAGCCCCUGCAAGGUGCGGCUGCUGGGCGCCGCGCACAGCCUGCCCGCCGCGCUCGCCGCCCGCCCGGAGCACGACAAGGCCGCGCAAGGCUCCCCGAAGGGCAGCCCCCCCUUCGAGGCGGCCGAGCUGCACCUGCCCCCCAAGCUGCGCCGCCUCUACGGGCCGGGCGGGGGCCGCCUGCUGCCGCCGGGACCGCGGGGGGACCGCCCCGACGGGCGGCCGGAGGGGGGCGCCGCCGCCGUGCCCCCCGCUGCCGCUGCCGCGCCCGCCGCCGCGGCCGCCCCGUGGGACACGCUGAAGAUCAGCCAGGCGCCGCAGGUCAGCAUCAGCCGCAGCAAGAGCUACCGCGAGAACGCGCCCUUCGUGGCCCCGCCGCCCGCCCUGGACGAGCUGGGGGGCGGCGGCGCGGCGCACGUCGAGGAGCGGCCCGGCCCCGCCGCGCCGGCCGCCGAGGAGGAGGAGGAGGAGGAGGACGAGGAGAUGCUGGAGGAGGAGGACGAGGAGGAAGAGGAGCUGGAGGAGGAGGACGAGGAGGAGCUGCUGGGCGAGGACGGCGGGGGGCUGCUGAAAGAGGCCCGCCGGGGCGCCGCCGCGGCCCCCGGGGCGGAGGGCGGGGAGCUGUCCCCCAAAGAGGAGCUGCUGCUGCACCCCGAGGACGGCGAGGGCAAGGACGGCGAGGAGAGCGUGUGCCUCUCGGCCGGCAGCGACUCCGAGGAGGGGCUGCUCAAGAGGAAGCAGCGCCGCUACCGCACCACCUUCACCAGCUACCAGCUGGAGGAGCUGGAGAGGGCCUUCCAGAAAACCCACUACCCCGACGUCUUCACCAGGGAGGAGCUGGCCAUGAGGCUCGACCUGACCGAAGCCCGAGUGCAGGUAUGGUUCCAGAACCGUAGGGCUAAGUGGCGGAAGAGGGAAAAGGCUGGGGCUCAGACACACCCCCCAGGUUUGCCUUUCCCUGGUCCCCUGUCAGCAACUCACCCCCUCAGUCCAUACCUUGAUGCUAGUCCUUUCCCUCCUCAUCACCCAGCUCUAGACUCCGCCUGGACCGCCGCCGCCGCCGCCGCCGCGGCCGCCGCCUUCCCCAGCCUGCCCCCGCCGCCGCCCGGCUCCGCGGCGCUGCCCCCCGGCGGGACCCCGCUCGGCCUCGGCACCUUCCUGGGGGCGGCCGUGUUCCGGCACCCCGCCUUCAUCAGCCCCGCCUUCGGCAGGCUCUUCUCCACCGUGGCCCCCCUGGGCAGCGCCUCCAGCGCCGCGGCGCUGCUGCGGCAGCCGGCGCCGGCCGCCGAGGGGGCGGUGGGCUCGGCGGGGCUGGGGGACCCGGCCAGCGCCGCCGCCGACCGGCGGGCGUCCAGCAUCGCCGCCCUGCGGCUGAAGGCCAAGGAGCACGCCGCCCAGCUCACCCAGCUCAACAUCCUCCCCGGGAGCAGCACGGGGAAAGAGGUGUGCUAAGAUACGGGCGCCGUCCUUCCCGCUUUCGUUUGCGUUCGUUUCAGUUUGCUGGGGGGAUUUUUUUUAAGAGCGAGAGAGAGGAGAAUAAAUUCGCGGGUGGGGAAAGGUCACCUCGUAGCACGAAUCAAGACCAAAUGGGGGAAAACGUUUCUUUAAAAACAAAAAUAAAAUAAAAUAAAAUAAAAUAAAAAAGCGGACCAGCAGCUAAGACUGGGGUAGGUUCCCAAGGUAGGAACUGGAGGACAGCGAGCGCAUCGGCCGUCAGUCAGCCCUCGCGCGAGUGAGCGGGGCGACGCUCGCAGGCUCCCGAACCCGAAACUCCUUGGCUGGUACAUUUCCUAAAUGUACGACGUGUUAAUUUCCUCGCUGAGCAUCAAGCGGAAAAAAAAAAAAAAAAAAAAAGCCCUACCUAAUAAAAUUUAUUAUAUAUUAGCGUUACGUACACUUAAAUAUUUUUCCUUCCGUUUAUCUGGCAA